CCUUUCCCGGUGUUAUACGGGCUCUGUCUGGCAUUUAGGACCGCCGGUCUUCCGGGGGGGGGGGCGGGGCAGGCUUUGUUUAAUUUCAUUUCGUUUUGGAACUAGUUCUUUGAGUUUCUGGUCGUGUUUUUUUUUUUUUUAAACUACCGGUACGGUGGCCGAGGAGGUCCCGGCGGGCCGGAAGUGCGCGGCGGGUGGGUGUGCGCUCUGAGCCCGAGUCCGGGCUGCACGUGGCGCCGGCAGGAGCGAUGUCUUUCCGAGGAGGCGGUCGUGGAGGCUUUAAUCGGGGCGGCGGAGGUGGCGGCUUCCACCGGGGCGGCGGUAGCAACAACCACUUCCGAGGUGGAGGCGGCGGCGGCAGUUUCAGAGGCGGCGGCGGCGGCCGAGGAGGAUUCGGCCGGGGUGGCGGCCGCGGAGGCUUUAACAAAGGCCAAGAUCAAGGACCCCCGGAUCACGUAGUCCUAUUAGGAGAAUUCCUGCAUCCCUGUGAAGAUGACAUAGUUUGUAAAUGUACCACAGAAGAAAAUAAGGUUCCUUAUUUCAAUGCCCCUGUUUAUUUAGAAAACAAAGAACAAAUUGGAAAGGUGGAUGAAAUAUUUGGACAACUUAGAGAUUUUUAUUUUUCAGUUAAAUUAUCAGAAAACAUGAAGGCAGGUUCCUUUAAAAAACUACAGAAGUUUUACAUAGACCCAUACAAGCUCUUGCCACUGCAGAGGUUUUUACCUCGGCCUCCAGGUGAAAAAGGACCUCCGAGAGGCGGUGGCAGGGGAGGUAGAGGAGGAGGAAGAGGUGGAGGAGGCAGAGGUGGAGGAGGCAGAGGCGGUGGUAGAGGUGGUGGUUUUAGAGGUGGGAGAGGAGGUGGAGGCUUCAGAGGAGGAAGAGGGGGUGGUGGCUUCUGAGGGAGAGGACAUUAGAUGUAAUCAGACUUGGCCAGUUGAGUUCUGUGAUGACGGAGCGACCUGCUUCUACUGUGGAUAAGGAACUUGUGUCUUGAGCCAUUUGGAGAUAGCAGUCUUUGACAGUGGGACUCAGUGCAACAUCAUAUAAAGUCAGAUGUAUCGGAACCAUCGAUUAAAAGAGCAGGAGCAAGUCUUAACAGUGUGAUACAAUGCCUAGCACCCCGUGGGUGCUCAAUAAAUGGACAGGAAUUUUCAUUUGAACCAUAUUUUGAAUUUUUAAAAUAAACAUUUUAUUCCUUUUAAA
Dipodomys spectabilis (banner-tailed kangaroo rat) is the source of this 1203-nucleotide messenger RNA. It is a transcript of the gene Gar1, whose product is annotated as GAR1 ribonucleoprotein. Gene Ontology annotation, biological process: snoRNA guided rRNA pseudouridine synthesis; ribosome biogenesis. The coding region runs from base 249 to 899 and encodes 216 amino acids. The transcript has 7 exons. Gene Ontology annotation, cellular component: box H/ACA snoRNP complex. NCBI's taxonomy places the organism in Eukaryota, Metazoa, Chordata, Mammalia, Rodentia, Heteromyidae. The record is from RefSeq and is a predicted model, not a curated record. Gene Ontology annotation, molecular function: box H/ACA snoRNA binding.